AUGAGACCUACUGAUCUUGGAGCAAAUUUAAGUUUUGAGAGCAUUCAAAACAAGUCAUGCGAUUUUUCAGUGUGUCCGAUACAAAUCAACGAUGAUGCAGUAAAUCUACUUUCGAGAGUUUUAUGGAAAAAGGUUGUAUUCCGAGCAAGCCGUUUGCAGUUCAACAAACUCAUCUCAUCCAGGUGGUCACAGAUUUGUGUACAGAUGAACGAAGUCAAUAGGAAACUCGACUUAAUCUUAGCACAGUCAUCCUUACAGCCCCCAAACCAGCAAGAGGAUAGUUUUACAAUUCCUGACUUCCUCACAAAUCUUCCUGUGAAGGAUGACAUGUGGAGAUUUCCAGGUGUACAGUUUCCUUGGGUGUAACUUAAACCAGGUGUUGGUUAUUACUAAUUAAUUUGCUUCCGCAAAACUUUCCAAUGUAUCUCCCCGAUCGUUCCGGUUUCCUAGUCCAAAUGGUCCAACUGCAGAUGAUGUUUUGCUAGCCCCAACUUUUGCAUUGAAGUCACCCAUGACAACUGUUAGGUCUUGCUUUUUCAAUCUUUUCACGACUUCAUCAAUGCUACGGUAUAGUUCUUCUACCUCUUCUUCUGUUCCUUCUGUUGUAGGUGCAUACACUUGAAUUAUAUUGAUAUCGAUUGGACUUGCUUUUAGUUGUAUGAGCAUAACUCUUGCCGAGAUUGGGAUGAAGUUGUCAACAGAACAGUUCUUUUAAUUACAGAAGUAAAAACAAGAUGAAGAAUUUCAGUGUCGUAUUUGAGGAAAAGCAAUAAAAUAGACAAUGCUUUUGUCUUUCCUGACGUGGAUGUCGCUUUUAUAAGAAAGCCAGAUGUGGUAUUUUUGCUUCCAGAUCCAUUUCAGCCUCCACUAAGUGACAAUGCAACAUUUUUAAAUUCGGUAUAAAAUUUUCGGUACUCGAUGUUCGAUAAGAAAACAAUACCCAUGUCUCACUGUGCUUCGCAUGAGCUACACAGUGAGAAUUUUCAUGAAAAAAAAUAAACGCUUGUUCACAAUUUAUGUUAGGUUUUUUUUUCAGUUAAUCUAUUGUGUUGUUGGCAAUAUGAC
Diabrotica virgifera virgifera (western corn rootworm) is the source of this 1065-nucleotide messenger RNA. RefSeq lists its product as uncharacterized. Bases 1 to 366 code for a protein of 121 amino acids. The transcript is spliced from 2 exons. NCBI's taxonomy places the organism in Eukaryota, Metazoa, Arthropoda, Insecta, Coleoptera, Chrysomelidae. The record is from RefSeq and is a predicted model, not a curated record.